CAUUUCAGUAUCUGAAUCUGCAACCAAAAAUCUCUUGACUAUCCAUAACCAGUGACAGAGAGAGUAGCAGAGACAGCAGUAAUUUGUAAAAUGAACCAGAAAUCCGUUAUGUCCUCACUGUAUGUGGGUGGUCUGCACCCUGAGGUGAUGGAGAACAUGCUUGUGGAGAAAUUCAGCCCUGCAGGACGAAUUCACUCCAUCAGGCUCUGCAGGGACAGGAAGACCGGCUCUUCACUCGGCUACGCUUUCGUCAAUUUUCAUCGUCGAGCUGAAGCUGAGCGAGCAUUGGAAAUGCUCAAUUAUGAACCCCUCAUGGGGCGGCCCAUGCGUAUCAUGUGGUCUCAUAAGGAUUCAUCCCUCAGGAACACCGGCAUGGGAAAACUGUUUGUCAGGAAUUUGGACAACUCCAUUGGCAACAUGGCCCUUCAUGACAUCUUCUCCACCUUUGGGAAAGUCCUUUCCUGCACGGUUGUAAAUAAUGAGACCGGGUCAAAAGGGUAUGGCAUUGUCCACUUUGAGUCUCUGGAGGCGGCGAAUAUGGCGAUAGAGAGGCUCAACGGCAAACUGCUAAACGGCUGCAAAGUGUUUGUUGAACGCUUCAAACCCUAUGAGGGGCACAAGGCUGAGGCGGGUCCCCACUCCCAAGACUUCACAAACAUAUAUAUCAGGAACCUGGGUGAAGUCGUGGAUGAAACAAAACUGAAAAACAUCUUCAGCAAGUUUGGUCCUGUGCUGAAAGUUCAUGUGGAGACAGACGAGGACAAACGUUCUGGCUAUGUAAAAUUUGAGAAGCACGAGGAUGCACAGAAGGCUGUGGAGGAGAUGAAUGGGAUGGUGAUGUACGGCAAGCAGAUGUAUGUGACCCAAGCGCAAACGAAAGCAGAGCAACCCAAUCACAAGUUUGAGCAGGUGAAGAUGGAAAAUUGCCGCUCCAGGGGGUCUGGCUUUGUGCACCCCUCAUCUUCCCAGGAAGCCACGAAGGCCAGGAAUCUGCACUGGACUGCGCAGACCAUGGAGCCACAACGUCAGUUACAGCUGUCUGAUGUCCAGAAUAUGCCCGAUGGUGUUGAACCUGCCCCGGGGCAUCAGCAGACCAGUGGAACCAUCACACCAUCAAGCAGUCAGGUGCCAUGUGUGACUGUAGAGAGUACAGUUAUAACUACACCAACAUCUGUAGAUACUGUUCAAGUGGCAGACUCAGAGCCAGCUGUAGAAAGUGUCUCAGCUGAACACACUGUUCCAGCUGUAGAAAGUGUCCCAGCUGAACACACUGUUCCAGCUGUAGAAAGUGUCCCAGCUGAACACACUGUUCCAGCUGUAGAAAGUGUCCCAGCUGAACACACUGUUCCAGCUGUAGAAAGUGUCCCAGCUGAACACACUGUUCCAGCUGUAGAUAGUGUCCCAGCUGAACACACUGUUCCAGCUGUAGAAAGUGUCCCAGUUGUCGACACUCUUCCAGCUGUAGAAAGUGUCCCAGUUCCAGCUGCAGAUAAGCUUCCAGCUCCAACUCAAGCUCCAAAUGCAGAUGUUAUAUGUCUUCCUUCUACAUGUAUGGUGUCUGAAAGUGAAGCGGGUAAUAUGGCGAUAGAGAGGCCCAACGGCAAACUGCUGAACGCCCGCAAAGUGUUUGUUGAACGCUUCAAACCCCGUGAGGAGCACAAGGCUGAGGCGGGUCCCCACUCCCAAUUCUUCACAAACAUAUAUAUCAGGAACCUGGGUGAAGUCGUGGAUGAAACAAAACUGAAAAACAUCUUCAGCAAGUUUGGUCCUGUGCUGAACGUCCAUGUGGUGACAGAUGUGAACAGGAAGCCCAAACGUUCUGGCUAUGUAAAAUUUGAGAAGCACGAGGAUGCACAGAAGGCUGUGCAGGAGAUGAAUGGGAUGGUGAUGUACGGCAAGCAGAUGUAUGUGACCCGAGCGCAAACGAAAGCAGAGCGACCCAAUCACAAGUUUGAGCAGGUGAAGAUGGAAAAUUGCCGCUCCAGGGGGUCUGGUUUCGUGCACUCCUCAUCUUCCCAGGAAGCCACAAUGGCCAGGAAUCUGCACUAGACUGCGCAGACCAUCCAGCCACAACGAAACCCUAAAGAUGCUUCAUAACAUCAAUGACAGGAAUAAGAGGAAGAAGAAGAAAAGAAAAGAAAGAACAAUAAAUAAACAUUGUACUCAACAUUUGCACAUAG
Messenger RNA from Ictalurus punctatus (channel catfish), 2180 nucleotides. Its product is annotated as polyadenylate-binding protein 1. Gene Ontology annotation, molecular function: poly(A) binding; poly(U) RNA binding; mRNA 3'-UTR binding. The record is from RefSeq and is a predicted model, not a curated record. Lineage: Eukaryota; Metazoa; Chordata; Actinopteri; Siluriformes; Ictaluridae. Gene Ontology annotation, cellular component: cytosol; ribonucleoprotein complex; nucleus. The coding region runs from base 91 to 2049 and encodes 652 amino acids. The transcript has 14 exons.